Messenger RNA from Hansenula anomala, 750 nucleotides. RefSeq lists its product as uncharacterized. The transcript has a single exon. The record is from RefSeq and is a predicted model, not a curated record. Bases 1 to 750 code for a protein of 249 amino acids. NCBI's taxonomy places the organism in Eukaryota, Fungi, Ascomycota, Saccharomycetes, Phaffomycetales, Wickerhamomycetaceae.
AUGACCACAGAACAAAACAUAGUACAUAAUGAUCAUGAGGAUAACGAACAUCAAAGUCAAAAGAGAGCAAAACCAAACCCUAUAAUAGAAAAAGAAUUAAACCUUUCAAUCAUUCAUUCUGAAGAGUUAUCAAAAUUUAUACCCAAUGAUUUCCCAACAACAAUAGAUGAGAAUGGUAGGAUACCAUUAAGAAGACAAAUCUUCAAUGACAAGAAAGUCCUGAGAACAGUUUUAACAAAACCAAAGAAAGGUGUUUAUAUGUGUAAUCAUUGUGAUAAAAUCUUCAACACAUUUGGUGAAUUAUUAGAUCACUUUGAUGAAUUCAACGUUAAAAGACCUCAUAAAUGUUCUUUUGAUGAUUGUCCUUGGAAAAUUGUGGGUUUUAAUAGAAUAAGACAAUUGCAUAGGCAUGAAAAAUCUGUCCAUUCUACUGAAAAGGAUUUUAAAUGUAAUGUUCCUAAUUGCAACAAAAAAUUUGGAAGAGUGGAUUUAUUAAACCGCCAUAUUAAAAGUGUUCAUGAGAAUAAAACUUCAAGAUUCAAUAAAAAAAUGUCAAAAGAACAACAACAACAACAACAACAACAGCAACCUAGUUCAGAUUAUAACUCUUCAAAUGAUGAAUUAACAAGUGGUGGUGAAUAUUCUCCAGUUGUUUCUUCUUCUUCAAUUGAUCAACAAUCCCAACAACAAAGGCGUGGUUCACAAUAUAAACAUACCAUAAAAUUUUUAACAAACAGUGAUGACAAAUGA